AGUUAUUAUAGUUGUAUUUAUGCAAACAAUAUUAGCCAUAAUAAUUCUAUAUAUACCAAUUCAACUAUAUAGCAAAAACAUCACAUUAUUACCCUCCUCACAUUCAUCACUAUACCAUGGAUAUGGAGAAGAACCAAUCAAAGCAUGUCUGCGUGGUCGGUGCCGGACCGUCAGGGCUGGUGGCUGCUAGGGAACUCAAGAGAGAAGGCCACAAUGUGGUGGUUUUUGAGCAAAACCAUGAUGUUGGAGGGCAAUGGCUCUAUAACCCUAAUGUUGAAAAUGAAGAUCCCUUAGGAAGGGACAAUACCCUAGAGGUCCAUAGUAGUGUCUAUGCCUCACUAAGGCUUUUCACUCCAAGAGAAGUCAUGGGUUACACUGACUUUCCAUUUGUGGUGAAGGAAGGUGGAGAUAGAGAUACUAGGAGGUUUCCUGGUCAUAAGGAACUUUUUUUUUACUUGAAGGAUUUUUGUGAAUGGUUUGGGUUAAGAGAGAUGAUAAGGUUGAAUACUAAGGUGGAGUUUGUGGGAAUGUUGGAUUGUAAUGAAUUUGGAAAAGAUUUGAGAUGGGUUGUUAGGAGUAAAGCGAAGCAGUCUGAGAAGGUGGUAGAAGAAGUGUUUGAUGCUGUGGUUGUAGCUACUGGUCAUUACUCAAAGCCUUGGUUGCCAACCAUUGAAGGUAUGGAUGCAUGGAAAGGGAAGCAGAUGCAUAGUCGUCACGUCUACAGAGUUCCUGAGCCGUUUCGCAAUGAGGUUGUGGUGGUGGUUGGAAAUUUUAUGAGUGGACAAGAUAUAUCAAUGGAACUUGUGGAUGUGGCAAAGGAGGUCCAUCUCAGUGCCAAAUCUCUUGAUAUUUCUGAAGGAUUGUCCAAAUUCAUCUCCAAACAUGACAACAUCCACCUUCAUCCCGUGAUAGACUUUCUUCAAGAAGAUGGAAAGGUUUUAUUUGUGGAUGGCUCUUGGGUCAUAGCAGACACUAUCAUAUACUGCACAGGGUAUUCAUAUUCAUUCCCAUUUCUUGACACAAAAGGAAUAGUGGAAGUGCAUGGUAACAGGGUGGAACAUUUGUCUGAGCACACCUUCCCUCCCCCCCUUGCUCCU
Molecule: messenger RNA, 1097 nt
Organism: Camellia sinensis
Lineage: Eukaryota; Viridiplantae; Streptophyta; Magnoliopsida; Ericales; Theaceae
Source: RefSeq, a predicted model, not a curated record